GGCCUCUCCUCUAUGGUCAGGGGCACGGGGCACCCCCCUCCACAGUCAGCCCUAGGUUGCUUCCGGAAGUAAAGCGGCCACCCCUUGCUCUGCUUCCGCGGGGGUCGGGCGAGGGCCGACGUCCGGAUGGGUCCUGGGAUCAACACGGUGGUUUAAUGAUGCUUUACAGCAGUAUUCUAAGUCCGAAAUUUUCUAUGCCCGUGGAUCCUAGAAUUUGCUAAGAGAUGGAGGAGUCUCAACAAAAUGAUCCAAACACAAUGACCCUUAAGAAAGAUGACCCUCUCAAGAGCAUCAGCCCUCAGAUUUCUGUUAGCGAAUUUUCUUGCCAUUGCUGUUACGACAUCCUGAUUAACCCCACCACCUUGAACUGUGGGCACAGCUUCUGCCGGCACUGCCUAGCUUUGUGGUGGGCUUCUUCAAAGAAAACAGAGUGUCCGGAAUGCAGAGAAAAAUGGGAAGGUUUCCCCAAAGUUAAUAUUCUCCUCAGGGAUGCCAUUGAAAAAUUAUUUCCUGAUGCCAUUAGAAUGCGAUUUGAAGACAUUCAACAGAAUAAUGACAUAGUCCAGAGUCUUGCAGCCUUUCAGAAAUAUGGAAAUGAUCAGAUUCCUGUAGCUCCCAACACAGGCCGAGUGAAUCAGCAGAGAGGAGGGGGAUUCUUUUCUGGAGUACUCACAGCUUUAACUGGUGUGGCAGUGGUCCUGCUCGUGUAUCACUGGAGCAGCAGAGAAUCUGAACAUGACCUCCUGGUCCACAAAGCUGUGGCCAAAUGGACAGCGGAAGAAGUUGUCCUCUGGCUGGAGCAGCUGGGCCCUUGGGCCUCUCUCUACAGAGACAGGUUUUUAUCUGAAAGAGUAAAUGGAAGAUUGCUUUUAACUUUAACAGAGGAAGAAUUUGCAAGGGCGCCAUACACCAUAGAAAAUGGCAGCCACAGAAGAGCCAUCCUCAUGGAACUGGAGCGUGUCAAAGCACUAGGCGUGAAGCCCCCCCAAAAUCUCUGGGAAUAUAAGGCUGUGAACCCGGGUAGGUCCCUGUUCCUGCUGUAUGCUCUCAAGAGUUCCCCCAGACUCGGCCUGCUGUACCUCUACCUGUUUGACUACACGGACACCUUCCUACCUUUCAUCCAUACCAUCUGCCCUCUGCAAGAAGACAGCUCUGAGGAAGACAUCAUCGCCAAGCUUCUGGAUCUUAGAGAGCCCACAUGGAAGCAGUGGAGAGAAUUCCUUGUCAAAUACUCCUUCCUUCCGUACCAGCUGAUUGCUGAAUUUGCUUGGGACUGGCUGGAGGUCCAUUAUUGGACGUCACGGUUUCUCAUCGUCAAUGCCAUGUUACUCUCAGUUCUGGAAUUAUUCUCCUUUUGGAGGAUCUGGUCAAGAAGUGAACUAAAGACUGUGCCUCAGAGGAUGUGGAGCCAUUUUUGGAAAGUAUCAACACAGGGGCUUUUUGUGGCCAUGUUUUGGCCCCUCAUUCCUCAGUUUGUUUGCAACUGUUUGUUUUACUGGGCCCUGUACUUUAACCCAAUUAUUAACAUCGAUCUCGUGGUCAAGGAAGUCCGACGGCUGGAAACCCAAGUGUUGUGACUGGCACUGCCCAGGCUCUGAAGGACUCUUCCAGCCUCCCUGAUGGCUGAGCUUUGAUGCUUAAAUGAAGCGGGGGAGGGAGUGGACUUCCUAUUUUCUUCCCCUAGUAAACAAGGUGCUGCUUUGUCUGUCAAAGGCUACAACCAGGUCCUCUCUCCUUCUGCCUGUGGCAUUGUGGCAGCAGGGACUGACAUCCCAGAGCAGGGCAGACAUAGAAGCAGCACCUCCCACCUGGCCACCUUGCUCACAGGAACUUGGGAGGCCUAGUCCAUGACAGCUUGGAAGGACCCAGGGUCUUCAGAGGACAUGGUAUGGGCGACAUCAGAAGGCUGCCACAUCAGCAGUCCCUCUUGCCCUAACCUCUGACUGACAUAGGCUCCCAGGGCAAGUGAGAGUCCUGAGACAGCCCAAAACCAGGCUUGUUGGGGCCUGCCCUAUCCUCUAAGUCAAGUUUAGGAAAAUGGGAGAAGGUUUUUGUCAUAGGUAUAGACAGUUACACACAAAAAAUACAGAGGUAAACACAGAAUCCAAUUGACAAUUCUAUCUUUUGAAGAGUUGCUAGGUUUUAGAAUUAAACAUUAAAGGAUUCAGUUUGAGAAUAGAAUGAUGGGUAGACUCGACACUGUUUCUGACUUGUAAUCACUGAAAGUUUGGAUCUCUCUCUGAGCGGGGGAUUGAGUGGGAUGUCAGGCAAUAAAUGGAAAGUAAUUCACACCAGGCUGAGCUGCCUCAGUGCUACUUAAAAUUGUUUUAUUUGGGGGUUUGCUUUGUUUUGUUUUGAAGAAUUUGAUCUAUAAAAUACAGGAUAGUCUUUUUGUUCAACGAAACAUUUUAUACAUUGACUUCACUGUAUAAUCUUUAUUAUCUUGUUCUGAUGUAUAAAACAGCAAGUAUAGGGAGGUUUUGAGAUCUUACCCCCAGCAUAUGUCGUUAGUUUGGCUCAAAUAAACUCUUACCAAAAAAACAAAAACAAAAACAAAACCCAGCAAGUAUAAUUACAUCAAAUGCUGUAAUUUUAAAUAUAAAUGUGACGAAC
Messenger RNA from Pteropus alecto (black flying fox), 2613 nucleotides. RefSeq names its product bifunctional apoptosis regulator (gene BFAR). Gene Ontology annotation, cellular component: nucleus. The record is from RefSeq and is a predicted model, not a curated record. NCBI's taxonomy places the organism in Eukaryota, Metazoa, Chordata, Mammalia, Chiroptera, Pteropodidae. Bases 225 to 1577 code for a protein of 450 amino acids. Gene Ontology annotation, biological process: proteasome-mediated ubiquitin-dependent protein catabolic process. Gene Ontology annotation, molecular function: ubiquitin protein ligase activity; protein binding. The transcript is spliced from 8 exons.